This is a messenger RNA of Diabrotica virgifera virgifera (western corn rootworm), 6141 nucleotides long. Its product is annotated as nucleoporin Nup35. The transcript has a single exon. Lineage: Eukaryota; Metazoa; Arthropoda; Insecta; Coleoptera; Chrysomelidae. Gene Ontology annotation, biological process: NLS-bearing protein import into nucleus; regulation of DNA-templated transcription; nuclear pore organization. Gene Ontology annotation, cellular component: nuclear pore nuclear basket; nuclear membrane; nuclear pore central transport channel. Gene Ontology annotation, molecular function: phospholipid binding; single-stranded DNA binding; structural constituent of nuclear pore. The record is from RefSeq and is a predicted model, not a curated record. Bases 130 to 996 code for a protein of 288 amino acids.
UUGACAUUUCAAUGUCAAUGUCUAAUGUCUUCUUUGACAUAAUCCUAGCCGUUAUUAUUUUAGAAAAUAUUUAAAAACGUGAUUAAAAGUUAUUAAAAGUAAUCAUCAAUUAAUUACACUUGUUCUUAAAUGGAGCCCAUGACGUUAGGAAGCGCCCCUUCAAGUCCUGCAUCUCCUGCUGCUAACCGCAAUUUUUUACCUGGUUUUUUAAUAGGAGGUGAUAAUCAAAUUCCAUCAGGUAACCCAAGUAUUUCACCUGGAAGGAAUAAAACCCCUGGGACAGGCGGCAAAACACCAGCAAACGAACCAAAUGGCUUCCGUCAAAAGUUGUUCAAUCACCAGCUUAAUGAAAGUGCAGGAUACACACCAGCACCUGAAAAAGGAGGACCACCCAAAUUAGGACUCUUUGAUAGUUUAGAACAAAAGAAAAAAGGCAGUCCUAUCCUAAGUAGUACAGUAGGCCCAGCAGUUAAUGACUCCAUUACUUUUAACGAUAGUAUAUCUGGGAUACACGAAGACCACAGUUUUAGAAUGACCAGCUACAAUGAGUCCCUGUCACGAACACCAAAUAGAAGUUCCUUCAAUGCAGGAGAUCGUAUCGACACAAACUGGGUAACUGUUUUUGGCUUCCCUCCUAGUGCUCUCAAUUUAAUAUUAGCUCAGUUAUCCAAUUGUGGUCCUAUAGCAGAGAAAAAGGUACCACCUCAAGGUAAUUGGGUUCAUGUCAAGUUUAAUCAUAUAACAGAAGUAUCAAGAGCACUGUCUUUAAAUUGUAAACUGAUUAAUAACAGCAUCAUGAUCGGAGUGACUCCAUAUCACCACAAAGAAAAUAAGGAGAAUGAUAGUUCCAUGUAUGCAUCGCCUAUGAGAGUUAGAUCAUUGAGGCAUUCGUUUAUUUCACCUAGCUCACAAAAUUCUGUUAUUUCGCCUCAGGCUUUACCACAGAAGUCUACAGGAAUAGUUACGAAAGCUAUGGAAUACGUGUUUGGAUGGUAAAUGUAUGUUUGAUAGAAAUAGAGACUUAAGACAAUGUUUGAAGUAUUAGUUUAUGUCAUUCAUGUUUUUCAUACUGUAUUAGAAUGUAACAAUUGCUUGAUAAAGUUAAUUUUGUGAUAUUGGCUCAAACUCUAAUCAACUCUAGAUUUAACAUCUUUAAAUUAUCCUUGUUGGGAUAUCUGACAACCUAUAAUAGACCUGGAUCUUGUGUACCAAAAAAAAGUUGAUUAAUGGCAAGCUGAAAAUUUGUUAAUAGCUUAACGGUGUCUAGUCAGAAAAACUUUGAUGAACGGGAACAGUGGAAGUUUUAAUUGUGGAACAGGUUAAAAAUUUGGAAUGUCAGAUUACAAAAACAUCCCAUGUAUUUUGUCGGACAGAACAUCCAAUUGAUUUGUUACCCUUUCAAUAAACUCUCAUGCAAAAAUCAGACUGCUAUUACUAACCAGCAUGAUUCCUGUCAUUUGACAUGUUCUUUGUGUUCCACUCAUUAAAAUGCCCAGUUGGUGAUAAACACCAGUCUGAUUUUUCCAUGAGAGUUUAAUGAAAUGGUAACAAAUCAAUUGGAAGUUCUGUCCGACAAAAUACAUGGAACAUUUUCGUAGUCUGACGUUCUAAAUUUUUAACCUGUUCCACAAUUAAAACUUCCCCUAUUCCAGUGUUCCCAUACAUCAAAGUUUUUCCGACUAGACACCGUUAAGCUAUUAACAAAUUUUCAGCUAUUAAAUGCUAUUAAUCAACUUUUUUUUGGUAUGCGGGGUCCAGGUCUAUAAGUCAAACUGACACGUUUUAAGAUUGGUACAAUAUUUUGUAUUAUUGAUCAUAUCUGCACCUAGGAGGUUAACUACAUUAUGUCUACAUGGUGUUGUUUUGAAUAACUUCCAUUAAUCCACUUAUUUUAUUAGUUGGAUUAUACAAAUUGGUUAUAUAUUAUCAUUAAAAUGUGGUCAUAUUGUCAAACAAUUAUGGGAUGUAUCAGACUUUUAUAACAUUCCAAUGUCCAGUUGCACCAACAAAUAAACAAUUGAUUUGGAUUUCCCGUUUAUUUUAAAAUAUAAUUGUCAAAAAACCAUCAAAUUAAAAACAGAAAUUUUAAUGAUUCUCCCAAAAAAUAUUAAAUUUUAACCUUUUUCAAAAGAAAAGUUAUUUGUUAUUAUAUUUGAUGGUAAAAAAUUUAAUAUUUGUCCAGCAUUGUUAACAUUUAUGUUUUUAAUUGACAGUUUUUUGACAAUUAUUAUAUUUUAAAAUAAACGAGCAUUCCAAGUCAAAAAAUCAAUUGUUUAUUUGUCGGUGCAACUGGACAUAAGUGCUCUAAACUUUGUUGCAAACACACGCUAAACACAGUUGCUCGAAAUGACAUAGUGUAGUUUACCUCCAAGGUUCAGAUAUUUUUUUAUAUAAAUUUUUGGAUGUGUUCGAUCAGUUAGGAAGUAUUUAUCUUUAUCUAUAAAAUUGUUCUGUAGCUAUUUUUUUGUGGCAUUUACUAUUUUAAUUGGGAAAUAAGCCACAAUUUGACAUCUAGAGAGAAAUUCACAUCAAAAGUGCAGUAGGUACAGCUAAGAUAAGGCAAUACAUUUCUAAAGGGGAAUAAACACACAGGGCUGUCUGUCUUCACCAGUUCUUGAUUGCUCUGUCAAGAGUGUUGCACAGGAACUGUAGCAACACUGAAUGUGCAUUCGUAUCUUAACCGUACUGCACUCCCAGUGUGAAUUUUGCACUAGAUGAUGACAACGUUUUGGUGGUUCCAGAACUGCAGGAUGAAAUUCUCAAAUGGUCUCAAAAGGUUUCAAAGGAAUGCCAAAGAAAACAGCCAACAACGAAGUUGUAGCUAAAGAAGCCAAACCUGAGAGACCCAAACGUGCCCCCAACAAAAAGGCAGCAAAAAAAGAAAAAUCUCCUGUACCAAAAGAAGUUGCAGAAGCUAGAACUAGAAGAAGAAGAGCCAAAGUCUGCGAAAAAAACAAAGAAUGAAGCUGCUGAGAAACCAGAAGAAUUUACAAGGAAAACUGUCUUUAAGAUAAAACUGUCAGUGAGAGUACUGUCUUUAAAUUGCAAACUGAUUAAUAACAGUAUCAUGAUCGGAGGGACUCCUUAUCACCACAAAUAAAAUGAAGAGAAUGAUAGUUUCAUUUAGGCAUCGACGAUGAGAGUUAGAUCGUUGAGGCAUUCGUUUAUAUCGCCUAGCUCCCAAAAUUCUGUUAUUUCACACCAAGCUUUACCUCAGAAGUCUAUGAGAAUUGUUAUGAAAACUAUGGAAUAUGUAUUCAGGUGGUAAAUAUAUGGUUGGUAGAAAUAGAGACUUAAGAGUUUGAACUAUUAGUUUAUGUUAUUCAUGUUUUUCAUACUGUUUUUAGAGUGUAACAAUUGCUAGGUAAAGUUAAUUUUGUGAUAUUGCUCCUUUUGGGGAUAUAUACAGCUCCAGGAACGAACUGUGGCCUGUCACAAGUGCUGUCGUCAGUCAUACACCCAUCUAAUCUCUACACAUAGUUUCUCUCACCGGCCAUGGUUCACUUCGGGAGCUGUAACAACCUAUAAGUCACCCUGACACGAUUUAUGACAGGUACAAGAUUUUGUAUUAUUGAUCAAAUUUUUUUAUAUUAAUUUUUUGGUGUGUUCGAUCAGUUAGGAAAUGUUUAUCUUUAUCUAUAAAUGUGUUCUGUAGCUAUUUCUUUGUGGCGUCAAUUUACUAUUUUACUUGGGAAAUAAGCCACAAUUUAAGUUGGAAAUAAAAUUUAUUUGACAUUUCGACUUCCACUUCAGAAAUUGUUAUCAAAAUACAAAAUUGUAAAUACCAGAGCAAGCUGAUGAACUAGAAGUAAACGAACCAGAGCCUGCGAAGAAAACAAAGAAGGGAUCUAUUGAAAAACCAAAAGAAUCAACAAGGAAAGCAAAGAAAGCAGUUGUUGAUUCUUCUGAAGCUGAUGCACCCAGUAAGAAGUCAUAGAAGCUGGUGGCUGAAGCUAAUGGUGAUUAUAAAUCAUCUCAAAAGAAACCUAAGAGGGUUACAAAAUCAAAAAGGAAUGUUGAAGAAGAAAAUAAAGAUGAGUUUAAAAACAGUAACAAUCAUCAUUAGUGGUUGCUUGUCUGUAGAUAAGAGACAUGUACAGCAUCAGAAGUUACAGUUGUUUUUGUACUAAUUUUUACAAACAUACCAAUAAAUUAAUAGGUAAGAAACAGUUUAAAAAAUGAACCUAGAAUAAUUUAGUCCAAAAUUUCAUUAUUCUCAUCUUUAUCUUUUUCUUGAAUAUUCUUUUUUAUUUCGCCACUCUCUUAGGUUUCUGUUCAGUCGAUUUGGAAUCACAAUUGGCUUCAGCCACUUAAUGGGUUUAUCAACUUAAGAGGGAUCAUUAGCUGCUUUCUUCGUUUUCCUUGUGGAUUUUUCUGGUUUCUCGGCAGCUGCCUUCUUUGUUUUCUUUGCAAGUUUUGACUCUUGUUCUUCUAGUUCUUCGGGUUCUGAACUUCUGGAACAGGAGAUUCUUCAUUUGAUGGGGACAAUAUUUGGGACUCACAGGUUUGGCUUCCCUAGCUACAACUUCGUUGUUGGCUGUGUUCUUUGGAACCUGAUGAGGACCGUUUGGGAACUUCAUCCUGAAGUUGCGGAACUAUCAAAAAGUUGUCAUCUAGAUUUUCAAAGAGGAAAUCGAAACGUCAAAUAAAUUUCAUUUCCAACUUGAAUUAUGGCUUAUUUCUCAUGUAAAAUAGUAAAUUUUAUCUAUAAAUUUGGACAAGUAACCUUUAUUAUUCUGUAUGGUGCUUAAAUUGUAUUAAUAUUUAAUAAAGACCACUAGACAACUUUGAAAAUUUCAAGUUUUUAAUAAUUACCUUAAUGCACCCGCUCCUUUUGAAGGUUGGCAAUUCAAAUGGCAAUUGUAGCGUUGGAUCAGAUGCAUGAAGGAUUUCUGUACAUGAACAGUCAAAACAUUACCUCAGGUCUUUUAGCCAAUAAUCACAAAGAAAUAACAAUUACAAUGUGAAGUAAAAAUAAAAAACUCAAAUAUCUUAUCAAAAAUUAUAAUCUGUUAAUUAACUUUUUCCGUCGACCGUCCAUUUAUGAUCAAUUUUAACACCCUCAAAAUCAGCGAUUAAUGACCCCUACUAAUGAAUGAUUUUCUAUUAAUGAACGAUUUCAUUAUAGGCAACACAACAUACAUUGCUUGCAUAAAUUAAUUAAACGCUCUGUGAUUGGCAGUGACCUGUGGUGUAGGCAACCAAACAUAUACCUAUUUAUAUUCCCAUUAAAAAAUUUAAAAUCAAGUAGCCGCUGUUAGUACUAUCUGUCAUUGUAUGUCAUUAUUUAGUUUAUUGUUUAAAAUUCUGUGUAUUUGAAAAAUCAAAAGAUGGAUAUAUCUUUAGUUCUAAAAAGUACGGUCGACGGAAAAGUUUUGUAACGAACUCGUGAAUUAAAAUUGCGAUUAACAAUCUCGAACAUUAACGCGCUAGCUCCGCUCACGCGUUAAAAUAUCUCAAUUGUUAAUCGCCCUUAUUAAUACACUUGUUGGUUAAAUAACUAUUAUUGUAUCUAUCAGCUAUUGAAAUGUAUGAUUCUAUCUCAAUAUUAUUUUAUGCUCUAACUCUUCAGAAUUUAGAAAGAUAAUACGAACUGUACAUAUUAUGGAGCUCCAUUACAAGUUUAGUACCGUAAAGAAGUUUGAAGAUGGUAAGAUUUUGCCACUUUUUUUGCAUUAGUCUAGACUUCUAGACAACUGAAUAUGGGACGAGACAUAAUACGUUUUAAUAUAAUGCCUAUUUGUUGUAAUAAAUGCCAAUUAUUUAUCAAAAUGUGGAUAUUGAAUAGGUAAAGAUAAAGAUGUUUUGUUUAGAAAAGUCUUGUUUCUGGUAUUGUUACAUUUUUUUUACUUUUUAAAUAUUUCUUUUAUGGGCCAUUUCACGAACAUACGCCUGUUUUGGAUUACUUCGACAACGAAUAUUUUACUGUGCAACAUAAGAAGUACGAAAGUAAAUGGCGCUAAUAAUUAUUCCAAUAAACAACAUUGUAAUUUGCAAUUUACUUUCGUUCUUAUUAUUUUGCACAGUAAAAUAUUCGUUGUCGAAGUAAUCCAAAACAGGCGUAUGUUCAUGGAAUAGGGUAUACAGUUUUAUUAUGCCAUUUUCAUCUAUAUAUUUGUAAUAAAUUACUUAUAUUUUUUA